Messenger RNA from Cuscuta campestris, 2025 nucleotides. NCBI's taxonomy places the organism in Eukaryota, Viridiplantae, Streptophyta, Magnoliopsida, Solanales, Convolvulaceae. The record is from the annotation of a GenBank genome assembly.
AACGGAUGUGUUUCAUAUUGGUUUCAUCGUGGUUUGCGUGCUAUGCUGUUCCACCAAAUCCUUAAAAAUAAGGACAAAGUGUUCGCUCGAUCGCCACAACAAAAGAAUAAAAAAAUACAAUGGCUGUCGGGUUUUCUCGUUCUCAUAUACUAGCAGUGGUUCAAUUUUUAUUUCCCUCUUCUCUUCUUUCUUCCUUGCCUUAUACGUCCUUCGCCCCAAAACUAAAAUCCCAAACAAUAUAGUUUUGGCGCAGAAGAAGGAAUGGAUAUAAAGAAGAAGGAAGAAAUCAAAACAUUGGAUGUUUCUAUUGCAUUUCCUCAAGCAACCCCUGCAGCAGCCUUUCCUCCUUGCACUUCUGACUACUAUCAGUUUGAUGAUUUAUUGACGCCGGAAGAGCAAUCCGUACGAAUGAAAGUGAGGAAGUUCAUGGAGAAAGAAGUGGCACCCAUUAUGACCAAAUACUGGGAGAAGGCUGAGUUUCCAUUUGAAGUAAUUCCCAAAAUUGGUGCUUUGAAUGUUAUUGGUGGUGGACUCCAGGGGUAUGGGUGUCCUGGUCUCUCAGUGACUGCAAGCGCCCUCGUGUUUGUAGAAGCUGCUAGAGUUGAUGCAAGCCUAUCUGUUUUCAUUUUGGUGCAUGAUUAUUUGGCAAUGCUAACCAUUGGACUGUGUGGGUCAGAGAUUCAAAGGCAGAAUUAUUUACCAUCAUUGGCCAAACUUGAAAGCAUUGGUUGUUGGGCCCUUACAGAACCCGAAUACGGAAGUGAUGCAAGUUCUUUGACAACAACUGCACAAAAGGUUAAAGGAGGUUGGAUCCUUGAAGGACAAAAGCGUUGGAUAGGGAACAGCACUUUUGCAGAUGUUCUCAUUGUUUUUGCAAGAAACACCUCCACGAACAAGAUAAAUGGAUUCAUAGUAAAGAAAGAUGCUCCGGGAUUGGAAGCUAUGAAAAUGGAGAAUAAAAUUGGGAUGAGGAUUGUUCAAAAUGGAGAUGUUCUCCUAAAGAAAGUCUUUGUGCCAGAUGAGGACAGGCUCCCGGGUGUAGACUCUUUCCAGGAUACAAAAAAGGUUCUUGCUGCUUCUCGUCUCAUGGUUGCAUGGCAACCUGUUGGCAUUUCUAUGGGUGUUUAUGACAUGUGCCACAGGUAUCUGAAAGAGAGGAAGCAGUUUGGAGCUCCAUUGGCUGCUUUCCAGCUCAACCAGCAGAAACUGGUCAAGAUGUUGGGAAACAUUCAGGGGAUGUUCCUUGUUGCUUGGCGUCUCACAAAGAUGUACGACAGUGGUAAGAUGACUCAUGGUCAUGCCAGCUUGGCCAAGUCAUGGAUUACACUAAGGGCAAGGGAAACUGUUUCACUCGGGAGGGAGUUACUUGGUGGCAAUGGAAUCUUGGCUGACUUUCUAGUUGCAAAGGCAUUUUGCGAUAUGGAGGCAGUCUACACAUAUGAAGGGACCUAUGAUGUUAACACAUUGGUCACAGGUAGAGAAGUCACUGGCAUCCCUACUUUCAAGCCAGCCUUCGCCAACCAAAGGACUCGCCUCUAAUUUAUUACUACCUCCGUCCCAUAUCUCUCUUCGCAUUGCACUAUUUUAACUUCACCUGAAUUUUUAUUUAUUUGUAUUUUUUCAUGGCUUAUAUGAUAAAAUAAAGUCAACACUUGUUUCGUUGAACUUUUGAUGUAGUUUUUAAAUAUGUAAAUUUUAUUUUUAAUUUUUAUACCAAUAUUUAAAUAAAAUAUAUUCAAAAAACUUGGAGUUUUUCUUCGUUUUGCGCAACGUGAAGAAAGAUAUGGAACGGAGAGUUUGUGUUAGAGGUUUUUGACUUCAAUUCGUCCCCUAUAUGAAAAUCCCGUUUGUGUGGUGUUUUGUGAGGUUUUAGCCUGGCCUAGUCGUACUCAGAGUGUGGUGAGAUUGUCCUGACUGAACUCUUUGUUGUAGGGUGUGCUUUGCUUUGGUGGCUGUAUGAGUGUGUACCUGAGUGGCUUUUUAGUGUUGUCUUUUUGUGUGUUUCUCCCACUGGACUUUUGACUU